Messenger RNA from Trichoderma gamsii, 411 nucleotides. RefSeq lists its product as hypothetical. The transcript has a single exon. Bases 1 to 411 code for a protein of 136 amino acids. Lineage: Eukaryota; Fungi; Ascomycota; Sordariomycetes; Hypocreales; Hypocreaceae. The record is from RefSeq and is a predicted model, not a curated record.
AUGUGGCUGUUUGAUGGUGCACAGAUUCGACUAGCACAGGUUCGACUACCGACUCAAUUGGCCUUUGUUGUGGAAGAUGGAAAAAAGAAGAAGGAAAAAAAGAAAGCUGCGGAUGCGUGGGAGGUCAAAAUGGUAUUUAUUAGCGGUGGCUGGCUGGAGGUGACACAAGUCGAGCCGCCUUUACUGCCGUACACCGUUCCGGUCCUCGCACGUCAAUCCAUCGCAGAUCCGAAGAAAGGCCAGUACACUACGGAUGAGCCGCAGCAAUCACGAGAUAUCUUACCCGAUGAUGCCACAUUAUGCCACUGGCCGUGGGGUAUGGACCCAGAGACACUCGUGUACCUUCUCUAUUCAGGGGCCAAGAUCGAUUGCGUGACUGGCUGUGGCACUGAUGAGGUGGCCCGUGGUUGA